AUGCUUGUCUGGGAGUUUACAAAAGUGAAGGCGUCACGACAUCCAUCAUUUGCCAUUGCGGCAACCGAAGCAUCCACGCUUUAUCCUCCACCGACUUGGUUUCCGGGAGCACAACUAAAUAUUGCACAAAACAUCCUGGAGACUCCACAUGUCGACCAACACGACUCAGAGAAGCCUGUACUCACUGGAAUCCGCGAAGCUGUUGGCGAGAUUGAACAUGUUACGCUCCCCCAACUGCGUGAUCGUAUUGGGACGCUUGCGAAUGCCCUAACACGAAUCGGUGUCGGCAAGUCCGAUCGUGUUGCAUGUAUUGGAGCCAACAGCAUCGACACUUACACGAUACUCAUGGCCACUGCGGCAGUCGGCGCCAUAUUUACUUGUUGUUCUCCUGAGUUGGGUGAGCAAGGUAUUUUGGACCGUUUCAUCCAAGUUUCGCCGAAGAUUUUGUUUGCCGACGACUGGUCCCUGUACAAUGGCAAGCGUAUUUCUUGUCGGGCCAAAGUCCAGUCAGUGGCGGGAAUCCUGAAACAAAAGGCCCAGUUACGGGCUUUGGUUUUUGUUCCACGCUUCAAUGACUCCUUCCCGGAUCAAAGCCGCGAGGGAAUCCACAGUCUCAGCACGUUCACCGCGGGGGUGUCCAAGAAGCUAAACUUCGUGCCCUUGAACUUUUCUCAUCCAUUUAUCAUUGUCUAUUCUUCCGGCACCACUGGACAGCCCAAAUGCCUCGUUCACUCUCAAGGUGGUGUGCUUAUCAAGCACAAAUUGGAACAGAUAUUGUGCAUGGAUAUGAAAAAAGAUAGUGUCUAUCUGCAGUAUUCCUCGACUAAUUGGUUUAUGCAUAUUUACGCUCUGCUUGGUCUGCUGAGCGGCGCAAGAUCCAUCUUGUAUGAUGGUUCUCCUUUCCAGCCAACCGUCCGUCGUCUCUUGAUGAUAUUAGAAGACGAAAGCGUCACUCACUUUGGUAUCAGUCCACAAUACCUUAGCCUCCUCGAGCAAGCAGGUGUCAAGAGAGAAGACGUGGCGAGUCUGAAGAAACUGAGAACCAUCACGAGCACAGGAUCUGUCCUGCAUGAAUCUCAGUUCCAUUGGGUCUACAGAACCUUCGGUUCCGUACACCUGAUGAGUAUGUCUGGUGGUACAGAUAUUGCAGGCGCAUUCGUGGGUGGUGCAUCGACUUUACCUGUGUACGCUGGCUGGUGUCAGGCUCGAACCUUGGGCAUGAAAGUCGAGGUUUAUUCUGAAGAAGGCAAAGUCAUUGAUUCCACCGGUAACCCUGGAGAACUGGUGUGCACGGCACCCUUCCCAUCAGAGCCUGUUUUCUUCUGGGGAGAUCCAGAGGGAAACCGUUACCGUGCUUCGUACUUUGAGAAGUAUCCAGGUAAAUGGUGCCAGGGAGACUUCAUCCGCCUAGAUCCCAACACACAGGGAAUCAUGUUCCUAGGCCGCAGCGACGGUGUUCUAAACCCCUCCGGAGUACGUUUUGGCAGCGCAGAAAUCUACAACUGUCUAGCUGCAUUCCAUCAAAUCGAAGACAGCCUAUGCGUGGGACGUAAGAGGCCAUCUGAUCGCGAUGAGCAGGUCUUGUUGUUUGUGAAGAUGGUCCAAGGACACCGAUUCGACCAGCAGCUGAAGACAGCCAUCGAGGUCCACAUCCGCCGGACACUCAGUGCGAGACACGUCCCUCGACUGAUAUGUGAGACUCGAGCUAUACCAAUGACCGCCACGGGCAAGAAGACUGAGGUUCCGGUGAAGAAGAUAGUGUCUGGCCAAAAGAUUACUCCGAGCUCUACCAUCGCCAAUCCCGAUUGCUUGCAAUGGUAUGAACAGUUUGCGAGGCCCGAUGAUCUGGGCAGCUUGAAGCAGACUGCAAAGCUGUGAUGUGCUAUGAUCAGGACGAUGGAGGUGGAAAUAUUCAAAUAGCACUUGUGUUGGGUUGUGUAAUAAUCAAAGAUGCCAAUAUAUGAG
Exophiala oligosperma is the source of this 1965-nucleotide messenger RNA. RefSeq names its product acetoacetate-CoA ligase. The transcript has 5 exons. Lineage: Eukaryota; Fungi; Ascomycota; Eurotiomycetes; Chaetothyriales; Herpotrichiellaceae. Gene Ontology annotation, biological process: lipid metabolic process. The coding region runs from base 1 to 1878 and encodes 625 amino acids. Gene Ontology annotation, cellular component: cytosol. Gene Ontology annotation, molecular function: acetoacetate-CoA ligase activity. The record is from RefSeq and is a predicted model, not a curated record.